AUGUGCGGCACUUGCAACGGCGACACGAACGGAGGGGCCCCCGCGGCUGCCGCCAACCCUCCCUCCCAAUCCACCGCGAACGGAGUCUACCCUGCCCAAGGACUACCCAAGAGCUCUCCAUACCAGUCCGUUCAGGACUAUCUCUCGAAUGUCAACAGUUUCAAGAUCAUUGAGAGUACGCUUCGUGAAGGCGAGCAGUUUGCCAACGCCUUCUUCGACACCGAGACCAAGCUCAAGAUUGCCAAGGCCCUGGACAACUUCGGAUGUGACUACAUUGAGGUUACGUCCCCGGUUUCGUCGCCGCAAUCGUAUGAAGACUGCAAGCGGAUUUGCCAGCUUGGAUUGAAGGCCAAGGUCUUGACACAUGUCCGAUGUAACAUGGACGACGCCCGCAAGGCUGUAGAAUGCGGUGUCGAUGGUGUUGAUCUCGUUAUCGGAACUUCAAGCUUCCUCCGUGAGUACAGCCACGGAAAGAGCAUGGAGAUGAUCCAGAAGAUUGCUCUCGAAGUCAUCGAAUACGUCAAGAGCCAGGGUGUCGAAGUCCGGUUCUCCUCCGAGGACUCGUUCCGUUCGGAUCUCGUUGAUAUCCUUGCCCUGUACAAGGCCGUCGACAGGGCCGGAGUCAAUCGUGUGGGUGUUGCAGACACCGUCGGAGGCGCGACCCCUAGAAUGACAUAUGACUUGGUUCGCACUUUGAGGGGGGUGGUAGGCUGCGACAUUGAAUGCCAUUUCCACGACGAUACUGGUUGCUCUGUUGCCAAUGCCUUGUCAGCCUUGGAGGCAGGGGCAAGUCAUAUCGAUACCUCAGUUCUCGGAAUUGGCGAGCGUAACGGCAUCACCCCGCUUGGUGCCCUCAUGGCCCGCAUGGUUGUGACUGCUCCCGAAUAUGUUACCAAGAAGUACAACCUCAAGGCCCUCAAGAGCCUGGAAGAGUUGGUUGCGGAUGCCGUACAAAUCAACAUUCCUUUCAACAAUCCCAUUACCGGCUUCUGCGCGUUUACGCACAAGGCGGGCAUUCACGCCAAGGCCAUUCUCGCGAACCCUUCAACAUACGAAAUAAUCGAUCCCAGCUUGUUUGGACUUACACGAUACGUCUCGAUUAAUUCAAGAAUUACGGGAUGGAACGCCGUCAAGUCUCGUGUGGAGCAGCUUGGCCUUAAGAUGACCGACGAGCAGGUCAAGGAGGUGACGGCCAAGAUCAAGCAGAUGGCCGAUAUCCGACCCCUGGCCAUCGACGAUACCGACAUAAUUGCUGCUGCUAUUGGCAAGGCCGCUGAUGAAGCCGUUGACGAAGCUGAAGACGAAGCCGUUGAAGCCGUUGAAGCGUAA
Messenger RNA from Trichoderma aggressivum f. europaeum, 1329 nucleotides. RefSeq lists its product as uncharacterized. Gene Ontology annotation, cellular component: mitochondrion. The record is from RefSeq and is a predicted model, not a curated record. The coding region runs from base 1 to 1329 and encodes 442 amino acids. NCBI's taxonomy places the organism in Eukaryota, Fungi, Ascomycota, Sordariomycetes, Hypocreales, Hypocreaceae. The transcript has 8 exons. Gene Ontology annotation, molecular function: homocitrate synthase activity.